Molecule: messenger RNA, 2564 nt
Organism: Hevea brasiliensis (rubber tree)
Lineage: Eukaryota; Viridiplantae; Streptophyta; Magnoliopsida; Malpighiales; Euphorbiaceae
Product: probable cyclic nucleotide-gated ion channel 5
Exons: 8
Coding region: 214-2412 (732 amino acids)
Biological process (GO): potassium ion transport; transmembrane transport
Cellular component (GO): membrane
Molecular function (GO): voltage-gated potassium channel activity; protein binding
Source: RefSeq, a predicted model, not a curated record
UUGUACUUGCGAAGUAUUACCUGGUAAAAGAUAUUCCCAACUUCAUUUUCUCUCUGUCUCUCUCCUUCACAGUGGCAUCUCUUUCAAUCUUUCUUACAUAAAUCCUCUCUCUCAAUCCUCAUCCUCGUUUCUUGAAAUUUUCUCUUAACUACUUUUAUGUACUAAAACCCCUAAAGGAUUUCACUGUUGUGUUUGUAUGUUCAACUGCAAAAAAUGUUUGAAGGUGGUUACAAAUCGCAAUAUCUGGGUGGCCAAAGAGAGAAGUUUGUCAGGUUGGACGACUUGGACUCCAGAUUAUCAUCAUCUUCUGAUACAGGAGUGAAAAAAUGUGGAUUUGGCAUUAGUCAUUCUGGUCAGGGAACCAAUACAACUUCCAGAUCUUUCAAGAAAGGAAUCAGAAAGGGAUCUGAAGGACUUAAGUCUAUCGGUCGGUCACUUGGAUUUGGGGUAUCUCGAGCAGUAUUUCCAGAAGACCUUAAUGUUUCAGAGAAAAAAAUAUUUGAUCCUCAAGAUAAAUUUCUCCUGUUGUGCAACAGAUUAUUUUUCAUAUCAUGUAUUCUGGCAGUAUCUGUGGACCCUCUAUUUUUUUAUCUUCCAGUUUUUAAUGAUUCAUCACACUGUCUUGAGAUAGAUCGAAAAUUAGCAAUUACAGCGACAACUUUGCGGACAAUUAUUGAUGCUUUCUAUCUUAUUCGCAUGGCUCUUCAGUUCCGAACAGCUUAUAUUGCUCCUUCUUCUCGUGUAUUUGGGCGAGGUGAACUUGUGAUAGAUCCUGCACGAAUAGCAAAGAGAUACUUGCGUCAAUACUUCUUCAUUGAUUUUCUUUCUGUUGUUCCCCUACCACAGAUUAUCGUAUGGAGGUUUCUUCAAAGAUCAAAAGGUUCAGAUGUCCUAGCAACCAAACAGGCCUUGCUUCUCAUUAUCUUGCUUCAAUAUAUUCCUAGGUUUCUUCGAAUCAUACCAUUAACUUCAGAAAUGAAAAGAACAACAGGGGUUUUUGCUGAAACUGCAUGGGCUGGUGCUGCGUAUUAUUUGCUAUUAUACAUGCUUGCUAGUCAUAUAGUUGGUGCAUUCUGGUAUUUGUUAGCUGUACAGCGGCAGGAUACAUGCUGGCAAAAGGCUUGUAGUGAUCCUAAAAAUACUUCAAAAUGCACUAAGGAUUUCUUGUAUUGUGGCAAUCAACAUAUGGAUGGUUAUACUGCCUGGAGCAACAUCAGUGAUGAUGUUCUCAAGUCACAGUGCGCAGCAGAAGAAGAUGGACCAUUUGAUUAUGGAAUCUACACAAAUGCUUUGUCAUCCGGCAUUGCCUCUUCUAAGAAGUUCAUCUCUAAAUACUGUUACUGCUUGUGGUGGGGCCUUCAGAAUUUGAGUACGCUUGGCCAGGGUCUUCAAACCAGCACAUAUCCAUUAGAGGUUAUAUUUUCCAUAGCACUGGCUAUAUUGGGGCUCAUUCUUUUUGCACUUCUGAUUGGGAAUAUGCAGACUUAUCUUCAGUCACUUACUAUACGAUUAGAAGAAAUGAGGGUCAAAAGGCGUGACUCAGAGCAAUGGAUGCAUCAUCGGUUGCUUCCACAAGACCUUAGGGAACGGGUGAGGCGCUAUGACCAGUACAAGUGGUUAGAAACACGUGGGGUGGAUGAAGAGACUUUGGUGCAGAGCCUACCGAAGGAUCUUAGGAGAGACAUCAAACGUCAUCUCUGUUUGGCAUUGGUGAGAAGGGUUCCUCUAUUUGAGAAUAUGGAUGAGAGAUUGCUUGAUGCCAUUUGUGAGCGGCUUAAACCUUGUUUAUUUACAGAGAGUACUUAUAUCGUUCGAGAAGGAGAUCCAGUUGAUGAAAUGCUUUUUAUCAUACGUGGUCGCCUUGAGAGUGUAACUACAGAUGGUGGGAGGAGUGGUUUCUUCAACCGCAGUAUGCUGAAGGAAGGAGCUUUCUGUGGGGAGGAGCUUUUAACAUGGGCAUUGGAUCCUAAAUCCGGUGCCAAUCUCCCAUCUUCUACCCGGACAGUGAAGGCAAUAACAGAAGUAGAGGCUUUUGCCCUCAUAGCUGAAGAGUUGAAAUUUGUAGCUAGCCAGUUUAGGCGUCUUCACAGUCGGCAAGUUCAACACACCUUCCGUUUUUACUCACAACAGUGGAGGACAUGGGCAGCUUGCUUUAUUCAAGCUGCAUGGCGGCGCUAUUCCAAAAGGAAGAAUAUGGAGCUACGUAAGAAGGAAGAGGAAGCAGAAGCAGAUGAAGCCCAGAGCAAUGCUAGUGGAGGUUCGUACAGCAUUGGUGCUACCUUUUUGGCUACAAGGUUUGCAGCCAAUGCUCUUCGUGGUGUUCAUCGAAAUCGGAAUGCGAAGACUGCUAGGGAAUUGGUGAAACUACAGAAGCCUCCUGAACCUGAUUUUAGUGUUGAAGAUGCAGAUUGAUUUGUAAUUUAUGACUCACUUUAUAUGCUGGUGACUGACUUUGUAUUUUAUAUGCUGACCAAGGCAAACUCGACAUAAAAUAUAUACUUUCUACGCUGGAAUUGUCGUCAGAUUCACAAGGCCAUUCAGAUUAUUAGGCUUGCAUUGCCUCA